This is a messenger RNA of Strigops habroptila (Kakapo), 2760 nucleotides long. RefSeq names its product fatty acid binding protein 6 (gene FABP6). The record is from RefSeq and is a predicted model, not a curated record. The transcript is spliced from 7 exons. NCBI's taxonomy places the organism in Eukaryota, Metazoa, Chordata, Aves, Psittaciformes, Psittacidae. Gene Ontology annotation, cellular component: cytosol; nucleus. The coding region runs from base 1222 to 1677 and encodes 151 amino acids. Gene Ontology annotation, biological process: fatty acid transport. Gene Ontology annotation, molecular function: fatty acid binding.
GGCGCAGGGCGGCGCGGUCAGGCGGCCCCGAGCGCUCUCGCUGCCCCCGUCGGUGGGUGAGGUCUCACCUUUUAGAGAGGUCCAUGAGGACCCCGGAAAAAAGCUUCUCUCCCAGCCGGAACGAGACCACCAGGGCGUCCUCGAUGAUGUGAUCCAGGGUGACCCGCACCUCGGAGCCAGGCAGCAGCGGAGCCUCCGCCUCUCCUCCGGCCGGAGCCACGGGCACCGGGGACUUGGGCUCGACAGCGGCGGCAUCAGCAGCAUCCGGCUCCUCCUCCUCCGGCCGGGACGGCUCCUCCCCGGGCUCCGGCUCCGCGGAGCCCCCAGUAGCCGGCGGGCAGGGCUGCGACUCCUCCUCGGGAAGUUCGGGGUGCCCAGCAGGCGGCGGGCAGGGCUGCGGCUCCUCCUCGGACUCCGGGCUCGGAGCUCCCCGGUGCUCGGCCUGGGGCGAGUCCACCUCCGGGGUGGAGGGCGGCAGCUUCUCCGUCCUCUCAGCUUCCGGCUCCUGAGUCCCGGCCGGGCUCCGGGCUCGCUGCACAGGCGGCGGUUCCUCGGCCUCGCCGGGAGCAACCUUCCCCCCGUCGGCCUCCUCCCCAUCAGGCACCACCGACUCCACGGCCUCAGUGACGGCAGGGAGAGGGUCCGCGCCGGCCUCACUGCCCGGGAUAGGCUCCAUCUCGGGCUCGGCUUCGCCGGCCCCCCCAUCGCCCGGCACCGCUGCAGUUGCUGCCGCCUCCGCAGCCAUAGCCGCCAUUUUCUCUGCUGCUUCACCGCCGCCUCCCUCCAGCAGCGGGAUCGAUAACCACGGCCUUCCCCGCCCGCCUGGGAGGGAGAGCCCGCCCCCUAAACUCGCAUCCGGCAGCCUAUUGGCGGGCGUGGUGUGAUUCUCUACUUCUAUUGGAGAGUGGAGCAGUCCGUCAAGCCUAGCGCGAACUUCUCGUUGGCCAGCGGGGGCUUCAUUCAAUGGAGAGUCGGGAAGAGGAAGGAGGGGUGUGGCUUGGUGCUUUACAGGCCGUUACAGAUUAGAGAGGUUGGGCCUCUGAGGCUGCGCCGCCGCCUCAUUGGCGGAACGAGGAGACGCUCCCGCGGGAGGCUGUGACUUUUAUUGGCAGACUUCAAGGGUGCUACUAACCAUGUGCAAACAGCUACACCCUGGGUUGUCAGCCAUGCUUGCAGCUUUGUCAGUCUGUCUCACAGAGAAACAGCAGAUGGAUUCAGCGUAUGAUCCGUGGCUUAAAAGAAACCAGAGUUGCUGCUAUUCUGCUCUACCAGCCACAUCACCAGGGCAACAUGGCAUUUACAGGCAAAUACGAGUUUGAAGGCGAUGAGAACUAUGAUGACUUUGUGAGGAAGAUUGGUCUCCCCAGUGACAAGAUUGAAAUGGGAAGGAAUUGCAAAAUAGUCACUGAAGUGGUGCAGAAUGGAGAUGACUUCACCUGGACACAGCAUUUCCCAGGAGGCCACACCGCGACCAACAAAUUCACAAUUGGCAAGGAAGCAGACAUGGAGACAAUGGGUGGUAGAAAGUUCAAGGCAACUAUAAAAAUGGAAGAUGGGAAAUUAAUAGCUGAAUUUCCCAACUAUCGUCAUACUUCAGAGAUUUCUGGAGGAAAGCUUGUGGAGGUUGCUACUGCUGCUGGUGUAGUCUACAAAAGGAUCAGCAAAAAGAUUGCUUAAGGCAGUGAAGCCAGUCUCUUCCAGUGCACUGGAAAACAUUCAACAAUACAAAUAAAUAGAGCACGGAUUGUCAUUCCCUCUCUUUUUCUUUAUAUUUACAAACAUGAAGAAUUGGUUUUCAGAUUAAUGUUAUCCUCAACAUAAAUCUUACCCCAUUCCUAAAGAUCUGACAAAUACUCAGCAAAUCAGAAUGCAAAAAUCAGAAGAUGCAACUAAGCACUUGGUGAAGUUGUCCAGUCUUAGUAUUUCAGGGUAUGAUACGUACUUGUCAUUUUCAAGUGUUGUCUUCCACCUACUUAAUAGAAGCUCUAUUCAGCUUCUGUCUAGACAAUAGGACAGUACUCUGCCCAAAGUGUACAUGAAAUUGCAAGACCUGAUGAAUGUCUUUUGCUCUAUUGCUGGUUGGAGGGCAGAAAUUUAGGAGCUUGAAAGCAAGAGAAAGUCAGCUUAUCGCUCAUUAAAAGAUACGCUUGCAUACUGCUAUCAUGGUUUUCUCAUUGCCAUCAGUAUCCUCUCUUGACCCAAAUUCCUAGAAGAUAUUUAAGGUUAUACAGACAGGCGGCUAUGAAAAAAAUGUGGAGUCUUAUUUUCUCAAUUCAAUCCUGUUGUUUACAUGAAGUGCAUGUGAAAAUCUCUUUUCUUGGCACAGCAGGAAUUAAAUAUAAAAGUUUUUGGAUUCACUGUUCCAAAUUGCUUCUGGCCAAUACCAGGUCCACAAAGAUUUUCCCUUUUCAUACUCCUUUCUCCAGCUUGUAUUGCCUUCUGGAUCUACCUAGCUGUUUGCCCUCUCAAGCUAAUCAGUCAGGGCAUAUGUCUUGUGUACACAAAAUUCAUUUUCUGAUUGGGUACACAACCGCUAAUGCCAAUCAUUUUGAUAUGUUGUAUUAAAAAAGGCUUUUAAUUCCUUUUUAUCUUUUUUCCUCAAUAGAGAUUUUCCAGCUGCAACAAGGCUUCAUCCCAACUCUAUCAGUUUACCCAAAACAGGCUACACAUGUCUUAUGACCAGGUGUUGCUCAAUGUAUUACUUACUCUCCAAGGCAAAGCAUAAUGCUGAACUCUAAUAAAACACAAGUCAAAUCUGAA